Molecule: messenger RNA, 954 nt
Organism: Aspergillus nomiae NRRL 13137
Lineage: Eukaryota; Fungi; Ascomycota; Eurotiomycetes; Eurotiales; Aspergillaceae
Gene: cwc26
Product: putative cell cycle control protein (Cwf26)
Exons: 2
Coding region: 1-954 (317 amino acids)
Biological process (GO): mRNA splicing, via spliceosome
Cellular component (GO): RES complex; U2-type spliceosomal complex
Molecular function (GO): RNA binding
Source: RefSeq, a predicted model, not a curated record
AUGCCCUCAUCCUCACUAGCCGAUUACCUCGCGAAGAACUAUCUAACCGCGGAUCCCGCCACCGAGAGACCAAAAAAGAAGCGCAAGAAGACCAAGGAAAUCGACACCGCCGCGCAAGGCCUGAUCAUUGCUGAUGACGACCCGCCCGAUCUCAAGAGCUCCGCGGCGAACUUUAUGAACGAUGACGAGGAUGUCGAAUUGGAAGACUCUAGCGGUGCCGGGAACGAGCAGGACGCUGCGGAUGCGAUUAUCGCGUCAGCUGCGGCUGAGAAUGCGGCGCGGAGGAAUGAAGGGGGGGAUGAUGAUGCGCCUGCUGUGGUUGAGGGGGAGGAUGAGGAUGAUGGGGCGAUGAGGAUGGAGUCUGGUGCGAGGGCGGGUCUACAGACUGCGGCGCAGACGGCUGCGAUGGUUGCUGCGCAGGAACGGCGGAAGAAGGUCGAGGCGGCCCUGUAUAAGGAUAGUCCGGCAGGGGGACAAGCGCAGGAGACGAUUUAUCGUGAUGCGUCUGGACGAAUCAUUAAUGUGGCUAUGAAACGGGCGGAGGCGCGCAAGGCGGAGCAGGAGAAGCUGGAGAAGGAGGAACAGGCGAAGGAGGCGCUGAUGGGCGAUGUCCAGCGGCAAGAACGAGAGAAACGUCGAGAGCAGCUUCAGGAAGCGCGGGCGAUGCCUGUUGCCCGGACGGUCGAUGAUGAGGAUAUGAAUGAUGAGUUACGGGCCCGACAGCGGUGGAAUGACCCGGCUGCACAAUUCUUGACCAACAAGGGUCCUGGGAAGAGUGCAACUGGGAAGCCUUUAUACAAGGGAGCUUUCCAGCCGAAUCGCUACGGACUCAGGCCGGGGCAUCGGUGGGAUGGAGUGGACCGCAGUAAUGGGUUCGAGAAAGAGUGGUUUGCAGCUAGGAAUCGGAAGGGAAGAUUGGAGGCGCUGGAUUACCAAUGGCAGAUGGAUGAGUGA